This is a messenger RNA of Westerdykella ornata, 679 nucleotides long. RefSeq lists its product as uncharacterized. The transcript has a single exon. The coding region runs from base 203 to 553 and encodes 116 amino acids. Lineage: Eukaryota; Fungi; Ascomycota; Dothideomycetes; Pleosporales; Sporormiaceae. The record is from RefSeq and is a predicted model, not a curated record.
AGUCUGCUUUUCUAUGGUGGGGAUGUCUUUUGCCAGAUGAUGGUGAGCGAGGGUGCACGUUCCACAAAGCCGGAAGCGGGAUUGGUCGGCGCCCUAAAGCGGAUGCUGUGGGCGUAAUAUGUGUGCAGAUGCAACGGAUGCGACGGAUUCUAGGUGUAGAGAAUGGUAUGUUGAGGAGGAAUAGGGACUCGAGGGUGAAAUAAUGACGCACGUGGAGGUUUCGGUGGGUCUGGGUACUUGCUCAGUCUUCAGAGAAGGUGUGCGCAAUGCCAAUACCCCUAGAAAGGGGAACGGGAACAAGGCCGAUUCCCAGCCAGCGAAUCAAAGCCCGCAAAUGCCGCAAAUUCAGGUGAAUUUAAACCACCGUAGGGCUUACCUUCACCUCGGGACCAAAGUCGGCCCGGGACGCUGCAUAGGAAUGGUGGUUCGAACUUCGGCCAGCUCCCCAGAGGUUCGGCCUGAGGGCGCUGUGAAUGGCGGUUGUGCUGGCAUCUGGGCGCAUAAGGGGGGCCCUCGGUCACACACACGCAAGAAUGAGGGGAUGAAAGGAUGAAAGGUACGGAGUACUGAGUAUGUAAGCCGUUUCCGGAAGCGGCAUCGCUCCCCUUCCAUCUUCGUCACUGUGGCCCCGGGGGUCUUGGCGUCGGGGCCAUGAACUUGUUUGCAGGCGAAAUACCAU